GCGUUUGGCUUUUGGAUCGCUCGAACUUAUACUAUAAUUAGUCGUGUUCCGUCUCCUCGAGCCCAGCGACGGCAACAUAUAAAUUAAUAUUCGACGAGGACAGAGCAAAUUAUUGUGCAGGCUUAAGUGCAUAGGGCAUCAUGUUGCCCUUCUGGAAGCGGCUGCUGUAUGCCGCUGUCAUCGCGGGAGCGUUAGUCGGUGCCAACGCUCAAUUUUGGAGGGAGUCUGGUACGUCCGGUUCGAUCCAGGACUCUGUGAGGCAUCAAAAUAGAAAUGAUCAAAGAUUCCCAAUCGACCCUAGCUUCGAUAUUGUUGACUCCGCCUCAAUACAGCGCGGUGAGCCGUUGCCAAAGAAUUGUACGGCCGGACCUGCGGGAUGUGUUCCCAAGUGCAUAGCGGAGAAGGGAAACCGGGGUCUGCCGGGCCCACAUGGACCUACGGGAUUAAAGGGUGAAAUGGGAUUCCCUGGCAUAGAGGGACCGUCGGGCGACAAGGGUCAAAAGGGUGACCCUGGCCCAUAUGGACAGCGAGGCGAUAAGGGUGAGCGCGGAUCGCCAGGUCUUCACGGUCAGCCUGGUGUACCCGGAGUACAGGGUUCUGCUGGCAAUCCUGGAGCCCCCGGCAUUAAUGGCAAAGACGGUUGCGAUGGUGAACCAGGUAUGGCUGGUCUUCGAGGUCUUGAUGGAAUGGCUGGACCCCGUGGUUUUCCCGGCAAUCUUGGCAGCAAGGGUGAGAAGGGUGAGCCGGCCAAGGAAAACGGUAACUACGAGAAGGGCGAGAAGGGUGAUCCCGGAUUUAGAGGCACAGCCGGCUUAGCCGGACCACAAGGACUACCUGGAGAUAAGGGUGAUCGUGGCGACAGUGGACCGUAUGGAGCUAAAGGACCUCGAGGUGAAUACGGUCAAAAGGGUGACAAGGGUGCUUCAUGCUACGGCCCCAUGAAGCCAGGUGCACCGGGUAUCAAGGGCGAAAAGGGCGAACCGGCGGCAUCACUCCCAAGCACAAACUCGGUCUCAGUCCAGGGACCUCGAGGCGAUGUGGGACAGAAGGGAGAGCCAGGCAUAAUCGGACGGAAAGGUGAGGCCGGACCGGAGGGUAACACUGGAACCGAUGGACAGAAAGGAGAGAAGGGUCUCCCCGGCCGCCCCGGUGAUCGUGGUCGCCAAGGUGAAUUUGGACCCACAGGAUCUGAUGGACAAAAGGGAGAUCGCGGUGAACCUGGUUUGAAUGGUCUGCCUGGUAAUCCAGGAUCAAAGGGUGAACCAGGACUUCCGGGAGCUACAGGUCAACAGGGUCUGCUUGGUCCUCCGGGACCGCCAGGUGGUGGUCGUGGAACACCAGGACCUCCUGGACCGAAAGGACCUCGUGGCUAUACUGGUGCACACGGACCUCCAGGAUUAAAUGGAGCAGAUGGACAGCCGGGACCGCAGGGAUACCCAGGGCAGAAGGGAGGCGCUGGUGUACCUGGACGACCUGGUAAUGAAGGACCAGCUGGCAGAAAGGGAGAAAAGGGAACUGCUGGACGUGAUGGACCUAAGGGUCCAAUAGGACCCAUUGGACACCAAGGACCACCAGGAUCCGAAGGACAGAAGGGAGACGCUGGCUUGCCUGGCUAUGGCACUCAAGGAUUAAAGGGUGAUGAAGGUAUUCCUGGAUAUCCCGGACAGAAGGGAAACAAGGGUGAGCGCGGCUUUAAGGGUAACGCUGGUGUUCCCGGCGAUGCCAAGUUGGGUCGUCCCGGAACCCCCGGUGCAGCUGGAGCCCCUGGACAAAAGGGUGAUGCAGGUCGUCCAGGCACUCCUGGCCAGAAGGGAGAUAUGGGCAUUAAGGGAGACGUCGGUGGCAAGUGUUCAUCCUGCAGAAGCGGUCCGAAGGGAGAGAAGGGUAAUAGCGGCUUGCCAGGAAUUCCCGGAAGGGAUGGCGCUCCAGGAAAGCCUGGAGAGAAAGGAUAUCCCGGAGAACGUGGUCAUGACGGUAUCAACGGCCAAACUGGACCACCAGGUGAAAAAGGAGAGGACGGUCAGACUGGCCUUCCCGGAGCCACUGGAUUGCCUGGAUUACCAGCCUUUGCCAAUAUGAGUUUGAUUGAGGGUGAGAAGGGUGAAAAGGGUAAUGCCGGUUGGCCGGGCGCAGAGGGAGUGAAAGGAGAUCGCGGAGCACCGGGUCUACCUGGCCAGCCUGGUGGCAAGGGUGAAUUUGGCUUGAAGGGCGAUAAAGGUCUGAGCGGAGCUCCUGGCGUGGAUGGAAGACCCGGACGCGCUGGACGAAAUGGUUACCCUGGAAACGACGGCUUAUCCAUCAAGGGUGAGCCAGGAUUACACGGAUCGGACGGAGAAAAGGGAGACAAGGGUUCGUCCGGUUACAGCGGCGAAAAGGGAGAACCCGGCAGCUGUGCUGCUGGCGAGCUCAAGAUACCCGCCAAAGGAAACAAAGGUGAACCCGGUCAGAUUGGGCUGACAGGACCUAUGGGAGGUGUCGGCGACAAAGGAGAUAUUGGAUACACUGGAGCCAAGGGUAACACUGGUCCUGAGGGACCGCCUGGUGCUGAUGGACCUCGUGGCUUAAAUGGACCUCGCGGUGAUAAGGGCAACCAGGGAGCACUCGGUGCCCCAGGUAAUCCUGGCAAGGAUGGGCUACGCGGCCUUCCCGGACGUAAUGGAGCACCUGGUCUGAGGGGUGAGCCUGGAGUAUCUAGGCCCGGUCCCAUUGGUCCCCCCGGUCUCAUGGGUUUGCAAGGCGAGAAAGGUAACCGUGGUCCAACUGGAGCGACGGGUCUUCCCGGUGCCGACGGCAGCGUUGGAUAUCCUGGUGAUAGAGGCGAACCUGGUUUACCCGGAAUUGCCGGACUUCCUGGAGUUGUUGGCGAGAAAGGAGACAUUGGACCUGAAGGACCUCCUGGUGUGGCUGGACCUCCUGGUAUUCCUGGUAUUGACGGAGUACGUGGACGUGAUGGCGCCAAGGGUGAACCCGGUAAUCCCGGCCUGGUUGGCAUGCCUGGCAACAAGGGUGAUCGCGGCGCGCCAGGAAAUGAUGGACCCAAGGGCUUUGCUGGCGUCACUGGUGCUCCCGGAAAGCGUGGACCUGCUGGUUUCCCCGGAGUUUCUGGUGCCAAGGGUGAUAAGGGAGCUGCUGGAUUGACUGGCAAUGAUGGACCAGUGGGAGGCCGUGGUCCUCAAGGUGCUCCUGGCAUAAUGGGUGUGAAGGGUGAUCAAGGAGUGGCUGGUGCUCCAGGACAACGCGGAUUAGAUGGUUUACCUGGAGAGAAGGGUUCCCAGGGAUUGCCCGGUCUUGAUGGCGUUCCUGGAUUGCCUGGUGAUGCCUCAGAAAAGGGGCAAAAGGGUGAGCCCGGACUUUCUGGUCUUCGUGGAGAUACUGGUCUGACCGGAGAGCCCGGUUGGCCUGGUGAAAAGGGUCUGCCCGGUCUGGCUAUUCACGGACGUCCUGGUCCGCAGGGUGAGAAGGGUGAUACGGGACGCACUGGCCUUGAUGGACGCGAUGGACUCGAUGGCGAGAAGGGCGAACAAGGUCUGCAGGGCAUUUGGGGCCAGCCUGGUGAGAAGGGAUCUAUCGGAGCCCAGGGUAUUCCCGGUGCUCCCGGAAUCGAUGGCUUGCCUGGCGCACCCGGAACCCCUGGCGCUGUUGGCUAUCCUGGCGUUCGAGGAGAUAAGGGAGAGCCUGGUCUCUCUGGCCUAAAUGGACUCAAGGGUGAAGUUGGACUUAUCGGCCUGCAAGGCUACCCUGGUGCUCCUGGACCCAAGGGUGAGCGCGGUAUCCGCGGUCAGCCUGGUGCUCCGGCAACCAUCGACGUAGACGCUCUCCGUGGCGAGAAGGGAUCUAAGGGCGAGCGAGGCUUUGUCGGCGAGAAGGGCGAACAGGGCGAGCGAGGUGAAACAGGUCUAAUUGGCUACUCUGGACCCAAGGGUGAUCGCGGCUUGCAGGGACCACCUGGCGCAAGCGGAUUGAAUGGUCUUCCUGGUGCAAAGGGUGACAUCGGACUUAGAGGCGAGACGGGCUAUCCUGGAGCUACUAUCAAGGGCGAAAAGGGUCUGCCCGGUCGACCUGGCCGAAAUGGACGUCAAGGACUCGUCGGAGCACCUGGCUUAAUUGGUGAACGCGGUCUGCCCGGUUUGGAUGGAGAGCCAGGUCUUGUUGGCAUGCCUGGACCAGUUGGACCAGCUGGUAUCAAGGGAGAACGCGGUUUAGCCGGCAGUCCUGGUUUACCAGGACAGGAUGGCUUCCCAGGUUCUCAAGGUCCGAAGGGAGAACAGGGACCUCAAGGCUUUAAGGGCGAACGUGGUCUGAACGGUUUUGAAGGACAAAAAGGAGACAAGGGUGAUCGAGGACUCCAAGGACCACCUGGAUUGGCUGGUUUGGCCGGAGCCAAGGGUGACACUGGCUACCCCGGAUUGGAUGGAAGUAUUGGACCUGAUGGACCUCCGGGCGAACGUGGUUUCGCCGGACCAAAGGGACGCGACGGACGUGACGGAUUACCUGGUCAGCCUGGACAGAAAGGUGAACCAGGAUUGCUACCGCCGCAAGGAGUUAAGGGUGAACCUGGUCAACCGGGUCGUGAUGGACAAAAGGGAGAACCCGGACGUCCGGGAGAACGUGGCCUGAUCGGAAUCCAGGGCGAGCGUGGCGAGAAGGGUGAACGCGGUCUGAUCGGCGAGACUGGUAACGUCGGUCAUAUUGGUGCUAAGGGAGACCGCGGAGAGCAGGGUGAGAGGGGCUAUGAGGGUGCUAUUGGAUUAAUUGGUCUAAAGGGCGAACCUGGUGCACCGUGCACAGCCGCUUUGGACUACCUCACCGGCAUCCUGGUGACGCGACACAGUCAAUCUGAAACGGUUCCCAAGUGCUACCCCGGACACACGGAGCUCUGGACGGGAUAUUCGCUUUUGUACGUUGAUGGCAAUGACUAUGCCCACAACCAGGACCUCGGAUCCCCCGGGUCCUGUGUGCCUAGAUUCUCAACACUGCCUGUGCUCUCAUGUGGCCAAAACAACGUCUGCAAUUACGCCUCGCGCAACGAUAAGACCUUCUGGCUGACCACCAACGCCGCCAUUCCGAUGAUGCCCGUGGAGAACAACGAGAUUCGACAGUACAUCUCACGUUGCGUCGUUUGUGAGGCACCAGCCAAUGUGAUCGCCGUGCACAGUCAAACGAUAGAGGUUCCCGAUUGUCCGAAUGGUUGGGAGGGUAUUUGGAUUGGCUACAGUUUCCUCAUGCACACGGCUGUAGGCAAUGGUGGCGGUGGACAAGCACUGCAAUCACCUGGUUCCUGUUUGGAGGACUUCCGCGCUACUCCCUUCAUCGAGUGUAACGGCGCUAAGGGCACGUGCCACUUCUAUGAGACAAUGACCAGUUUCUGGAUGUUCAACCUGGAGACCGCACAGCCGUUCGAUAAGCCACAACAGCAGACAAUCAAGGCCGGUGAACGGCAGUCGCAUGUGUCCAGGUGCCAGGUCUGCAUGAAGAACUCCUCGUAGGAGGCCUCCAAGUAAUAACAACACCACAGACACCCACAGCACACAGCAUAAGUUUAAUCUAAAUGUAAAGCCUUAAAAUUACCAACGAAUCGUGUGAAAACCAACACACUCACAACACAAACAAACACACACCGACGAACAAACACUGCUACAAAUUCCUUAAACUAACCAAAAAGAAAAAAACGGAUCCCCCGGUCGAAGUGCUAUUUACCGACCUGGACCACAAUGCCAUUUUUUUAUCUGCCAAUUAAUGUUCUAAAAGAAUGUAAACUGCUUCUUAGUUACGUUACGUAAGUUAAGUAAAUCAAACAAAUAAAUAAACUAGCCUCGAUCGUAUGUCCAAAAAUAUAAAAACACCUGCAUACGUUGUGCAUGUUCCAUUUUAUUUCCAAACCGAUUUAAUGCGAAUGAAUGUAUCUUAUAAAAGAGAUAUUACGAACAUCGAUAGAAUCCGUUGACAUAGAUCGCCUCCUCAACUGCUAAACACAACUUUGUCGCUUAUUGUUUACGUUUAUAAAACAAACAAAAAAUGGUAAAAUAAAGAAAAUUUAUAAAUACAA
Molecule: messenger RNA, 6046 nt
Organism: Drosophila eugracilis
Lineage: Eukaryota; Metazoa; Arthropoda; Insecta; Diptera; Drosophilidae
Gene: Col4a1
Product: collagen alpha-1(IV) chain
Cellular component (GO): collagen trimer
Molecular function (GO): extracellular matrix structural constituent
Source: RefSeq, a predicted model, not a curated record